CCGCUUGCUUUGUGUGCUCCUCCCCGUUUGUACGCGCAUGCGUUGUUGUGGUCAGAAGCCGUCAGGGAAAUCUUCGUUCUAGGGCCGGGUUCGCGUUGACUGUCCAGAGUCCGCGAACUGGUACCGCGCCGGUGAGUGAACCUCGGUGUGAAUAGUUCCCGGUUAUGUAAACUGUGCUUGCGAGUAUAGUUCCGCCAGUUUGUCGCUUGUAGGGUUUAUCGCAGUAAGGGCCUAUAGGUCGUGCAAAAGCUUGAGGAGCAAGAUGAGUGAAUGAGGGAAAGCCUAUAUUAAUACUGUAACGCUCGGGGAAAAGCGGCAUGGUAAUUACUAUACCGAUCCUUUUUAACCGGUGCAGUUAAUUUUGCUGGACAGUUUUACUACAAGAUAAUAUACAGCCAAUGACGUUUGCAGGUUUACAGCUAUUUAGAGAAGUGGGACCAGAUUUUCCUCCGCUGUCGGUGAUAAGUAGAGCAUACAAUUCCAUCCAUUCUCUCCAGUUUUUCUUUGAGGCACAAAAGGAAGAUCACAAUGUCCUUGCACCAGUUUUUACUUGAACCCAUUACUUGCCAUGCCUGGAAUAAGGAUCUCACACAGAUUGCAAUUAGUCCAAAUAACCAUGAAGUUCAUAUUUACAAGAACAGUGGAAACCAGUGGGUAAAAUGUCAUGAAUUAAAGGAACACAAUGGGCACAUCACAGGCAUUGACUGGGCUCCUAAAAGUGACCGUAUAGUAACGUGUGGUGCUGACCGUAAUGCAUAUGUUUGGAGUCAAAAAGAUGGUGUUUGGAAGCCAACAUUGGUGAUUCUCCGCAUUAACCGUGCAGCUACCUUUGUAAAAUGGUCUCCCCUCGAAAAUAAGUUUGCAGUGGGAAGUGGUGCAAGACUUAUAUCUGUGUGCUACUUUGAAUCUGAAAAUGACUGGUGGGUAAGCAAACACAUCAAGAAGCCAAUUCGUUCAACUGUGCUGAGCCUGGACUGGCAUCCCAACAAUGUUUUGCUGGCAGCUGGAUCCUGUGACUUCAAGACAAGGGUCUUCUCUGCAUAUAUUAAGGAAGUUGACGAAAAACCUGCAAGCACUCCAUGGGGAUCAAAAAUGCCUUUUGGUCAGAUGAUGGCAGAGUUUGGAGGAGUUAGUAGCGGAGGCUGGGUGCACAGUGUCAGUUUCUCAGCUAGUGGCAACAAACUUGCAUGGGUCAGUCAUGACAGCACUGUGUCAGUAGCUGAUGCUUCUAAAAACAUGAGUGUUUCCCAACUGAAGACAGAGUUUCUUCCUUUAUUAAGUGUCAUCUUUGUAUCGGAAAACAGCUUGAUAGCAGCGGGCCAUGAUUGCUGUCCAAUGCUGUUCACCUACGAUGAGCAAGGUUCCUUGACAUUUGUUUCCAAACUGGACAUUCCCAAGCAGAGCACUCAACGCAAUAUCUCUGCCAUGGAGCGCUUUCGCAACAUGGACAAGAGGGCUACCACAGAAGACCGUAAUACCACCCUGGAGACUCUUCAUCAGAACAGCAUCACCCAAGUGUCUAUCUAUGAUGGUGACAAGACUGAUUGUCGCAAGUUCUGUACUACAGGAAUUGAUGGAGCAAUGACUAUCUGGGAUUUUAAGACCCUGGAGUCAUACAUUCAAGGUCUCAGGAUUAUGUGAUGGGUAAAAUUGCCUUUCCUAGCAGGACAAAAAGACCUUGUGGGACCCAAUGCACUGAUUAAAUAUAACCGACAGCUGCCAGCAGAAAUCCUUCAAUGCCCAGCUGGGCCCAUGAGAAGUGGGAGAAGUUCAGUAAUAUUGUUAUGGCUACUUAAAGAUGGAGGCUGCAUGGGCUUAUGUUUUGGAACUGUUUAUAAUGUUUUCAGCUCCAAAUUCAACUAGGAUGUUUGGGUUUCUGUCUUGUAUGUACCGUUGUUAAUUUUUGAUGAAGAUCAAUGGAAUCAGUUGCACUUUUUGUUUUAAAUUUUUUUUUCUUCAUUUAAUUGCAUAAUUUACCAAAGCUGCUCUUAGUAGAUUCUGUGGGGAGCAUCUGUUACAAAGUAAAAGGGGAAUUUUAUGUAAAUUGUCUGCUAGGAAAUAAAAAAGCAAAAUACUCCGA
Xenopus laevis (African clawed frog) is the source of this 2080-nucleotide messenger RNA. It is a transcript of the gene arpc1a.L, whose product is annotated as actin related protein 2/3 complex subunit 1A L homeolog. The transcript is spliced from 11 exons. The record is from RefSeq and is a predicted model, not a curated record. NCBI's taxonomy places the organism in Eukaryota, Metazoa, Chordata, Amphibia, Anura, Pipidae. Bases 529 to 1641 code for a protein of 370 amino acids.